Molecule: messenger RNA, 1891 nt
Organism: Zonotrichia albicollis (white-throated sparrow)
Lineage: Eukaryota; Metazoa; Chordata; Aves; Passeriformes; Passerellidae
Source: RefSeq, a predicted model, not a curated record
UGCGCGCCGCCUUCUACUCCAUCGUGGGGCUCAGCAGCCUCGGGGUGAGGGUGGCGGACGAAAAGGCUGCAUGUAAGUUCAUCAAAUCUCAUGUGGACUCCAGCAGUGUUGAAUCUCUCUUUUAUGCUGCCCAGGCCAUGCAAAUCCUGUCAGGCUGUGAGGUCACCAUUUCAAAUGAGACCAGGGAGCUGCUGCUGGCAGCUGUCAGUGAGGAUUCCUCAGUCACCCAGAUCUUCCACGCUGUGGGUGCCCUGAGUGGCUUUGGCCUUCCCUUGGCAUCCCAGGAAGCUCUGAGUGCCCUCAGUGCUCGGCUCAGCAAGGAGGAGAGCGUGCUGGCAACCAUCCAGGCUUUGGAGACUGCAUCUCACCUGUCCCAGCAGGCAGACCUAAGUAGCAUUGUUGAGGAGAUUGAGGAUCUUGUGGCUCGCUUGGAUGACCUGGGUGGAGUUUACCUGCAGUUUGAAGAAGGAAUUGAGACUACUGCCCUGUUUGUUGCUGCUGCCUAUAAGCUGUCAGACCAUGUGGGUACAGAGCCAGCAAUAAAGGAGGAUCAGGUUAUCCAGCUGAUGAAUGCCAUUUUUAGCAAGAAGAACUUUGAGACUCUGUCAGAGGCUUUCAGCAUUGCUCGUGCUGCAGGUGCCCUGUCCCAGAACCGCUUCCACCUGCCCAUCAUCAUUGUCCCUGAUGGCCCUGCAGCUGUGUCUCAUCACCAGCCCCUGCUCAGGCUUCAAGUGACCAAUGUUAUGUCCCAGCUCCUGACUCAAGUUUCUGUAAAGCUGGACCAAGCCAAGUCUGUGUCCAGCAAAGCCACUGUCCUUCAACAGCUACCAUUUACUCUCUCUGGAGAUUUCUUUGAGCUGAACUUCAUGAAUGUGAAACCUGCUAGUGGAUAUUAUGAUUUCUCUAUCAGUGUCGAUGGAGAUAAGCGAUUUAUUGCUAAUAAAGUGGAGCUGAAAGUAAAAGUUUCCACAGAAGUGGGGAUUACUAAUGUAGAUCUUUCUACUGUGGAUAAGGAUCAGAGCAUUGCACCAAAAACAACCAGGGUGGCUUACCCAGCCAAAGCCAAGGGCUCAUUCACUGCUGACAGCCAUCAGAACUUUGCUUUAUCCUUCCAGCUGAUAGAUGUGAACAGUGGAGCUGAACUCAUCCCUCACCAGACUUUUGUUCGGCUUCACAACCAAAAGACUGGCCAGGAGGUGGUGUUUGUUGCAGAGCCAGACAGCAAGAAUGUGUACAAAUUUGAACUGGAUACCUCUGAAAGAAAGACUGAAUUUGACUCUGCCUCUGGGACCUACACUCUUUACCUGAUCAUUGGAGAUGCCACUCUGGAAAAUCCAAUCCUUUGGAAUGUGGCUGAUGUUGUGAUCACAUUCCCAGAAGAGGAUGCACCAUCCACAGUCCAGUCCAAGAACCUGUUUGUUCCCAAACCUGAAAUCCAGCACCUCUUCAGGGAGCCUGAGAAGAGGCCUCCCACAGUGGUCUCCAACACUUUCACUGCACUGGUUCUCUCCCCACUGCUUUUGCUGCUCAUCUUGUGGAUCAAGAUAGGUGCCAACAUCUCCAACUUCAGCUUUGCUCCCAGCACCAUUGUUUUCCACUUGGGACAUGCUGCAAUGUUGGGACUCAUGUAUGUGUACUGGACUCAGCUCAACAUGUUCCAGACUCUGAAGUACUUGGCCAUUUUGGGUGGCAUCACAUUCCUGGCAGGCAACAGGAUGCUGGCUCAGAAAGCUGUGAAGAGGAUCGCUGCAGAGCAGAGCAGUAGGUUGGCAAAGUAUAGAACGCUGCGGUAAAAGGGGGUUUGCUAGUGACCAGCUCUUCAGGAAGACACAAUAGUACCAGAAGAAUGGAAGAAAUGUGGAAAAACAAAGCAAAUGCUUUCAGAACAGAA